GCAUGGUAGGAGUGUCUCUUUCGAUGAGUUUUUUGGAAUAUUUAUUUACACUCAAAAUGGAAAGAGUUUCAGACUGAAAGUCUCUCUGUCUCUUCAUCUCUUCAUCCCUCAAUAGAGUCUUUUCCCCUCCUCGUGUUAAGGAAAGAUACCCAUUUCCGUAGAGUCCUUAACAAUGGCGGGAUCAUCAACAGAGGGCCUUGUUGAAGUCAGAGAGGAAGCUAUGGUGUCCCUAGCUGGUGGAACCCCUACUAUUAGAAAAGCCCAUUUCAUCAGACCGUCCACGGACUCCAUUGUUGGCCGUUUCUGCAAGCUCCACUCUCUUUGUCAAUCCUCUGUACCGACCACUUUUGAGCCCACAAGUGGGACUUUGAAUGUCAAGUUUAAUGGUUGGAGAUACCCACAAAAAAAUUGGACGACUUGGGUGCAGAAGAUGGCUUCUUUGCAUGAAUCGACAUGGAAGAAAGCUGGUAUCUUUGAAGCCGUUAUGAAUUCUACGUACAAAAUACAAAGAAAUGAUGAUUUGGUCUUUGGGGUGGCAGAGAGAUGGUUUCACGGAACCAAGAGUUUCAUCUUUCCUUGGGGUGAGGCGACGAUCACUCUAGAAGAUGUGAUGAUAUUGGGAGGUUACUCUGUUUUGGGCUCCCCUGUUUUCAUCACUAUGGAAACUGAGGAACUGAAGGAAACAGAGAAGAAGCUCAAGAAUGCUAGGAAGGAGUUGAUUAGGACUGCAGCUAAGAAGGCGGACCAAUGCUUAUGGAAGAAGAAAUUCAUGGCUACUGGCAGCGAAAUCGAGCACGAGGCUUUUUUGGCGUUGUGGCUAUCAAGGUUUGUUUUCCCAUCCAAUACCAAUUCAAUUGCAAAAAGGGUUUUCCCUAUGGCCAUACACCUUGCUAGGGGCAACAGAGUGUCACUUGCACCCGCUGUUCUUGCUAACAUUUAUAGAGAUUUGAGUCGCUUGAAGGAAAUCAUUGUUGAAAAAAGAGAAUCAAAUAUUGAUGAGAAGAAUAAAGGUGAUAGAUUAGCAAGUAUCAUCCUUUGGUCACAAUUACAAUUAGUCCAGGUUUGGGUAUGGGAGAGGUUCUCAGUGGUGCAGCCGAAGCCAAAUUUGAUCAGAAACAGUGAGCCAAGAUUGGCUAGAUGGCAUGGCCUAAAGUACAAAGUGAAGAAUAUGAGAUCAGUUCUAGAUUCAGCCAAAGCAAGUUUUUAUUGGCGCCCUUAUGCUAAGACUCUAACAAACUGGAAACUACCCAAGUUUUAUGCAGAAACAGAAAUGUGGGUGUCGGUUGGUGCAGGUCUUGGUUUUGAUGAUGAAGUGUUAUCAUUUGCUAGAUGCUUAAUGGUUUCGGAGCUGGUUGGACUUGACAGUGUGGAACAAUAUCUUCCACAUAGGGUAUCAUUGCAAUUUGGAAUUGAUCAAGAUCUCCCUGGCUAUGUGCCUGCAUCAAAUGGGAUUCCUGAGAUUGCAUGGAACGAUUACACCAAGUCUGUUAAAGGUGGAAGAUUGUAUAUUCCAUCAAGGUUUUUCGAGGCAGAUGUUACAACACGGUACUUGGAAUGGUGGAAAGAAUCAGUAUUGAGCGUGCAGGACCAAGGAGCUUCUUCUCUAGCGUGCUGCUUCUCUGUCAGGAGCUUGAAGAGUUCAAAACGGAUUUUGAGAGGCAAAGAGAAAGAUAGCAAUGCAACUUCUGCUCGUCCUAUUGCUCCUAAAAUGAACUUGAAACGGAACAAGGAAGUAGACAAUGGAGGUCUUCCUCUGAAGUUAUUGAAAAGAUCAGCUCCAAGUUCUAAAGAAACUGGUGUUCCAAUUCUUCUUGAGUCUUCCUCAAGGAGUUCAGAGGGUUCAGCAAGGUGUUCAGAAGGAAAGAAGAAAACCAAUGCUGCUUCUCCUAUUGAUGUUGAUUCAGAAAGUUCGGUUGGUGUUUCACCAGUGGAAGAGGAAGAAAAUACUAAUUUUGGUUCUGCUAGCUCUCCUUUUAGGACUUCAAAGGAAGUACUUGAUGAUAGAGCUAGGAAGGAACUUGACAACUCUCCUUUCCCUCCAGGUUUUCCUCCAAAAUGCAAAAUGCAGGAAGCAAAGGGCUCUGUUGAUGAAACUAGUGAGAUCAUUAGAGGAGUUUUGAGAUCAUUAAGCAAGCUUGAUGAUGAUUUUGAAAAGUUAAGUGAAAUGGAAAGUCAUUCUUCAGAUUUUGUUGAUGAAGAUAAACUGACAAUUACAGAAAUGUGGAGAUACAAAAACAAGAUUGACAACGUUGAGUGUAGAGAGCCGGGAAGUCAUUCUUCAGAUUCCGUCAAUGGAGAUCAACUGACAACUGCAGAAGCGUUCAAAAACAGGAUUGACAAAGUUGAGUGCAAUGGCAGGAAUUCUUCUAGUCCAUGUCAAAUGUCUUUAAGAUCAUUAAGCAAGCUUGAUGAUGAUUUUGAAAAGUUGAGUGAACUGGAAAGUCAUUCUUUGGAUUCUUUCAAUGAAGAUAAACUGACCGUUACAGAAAUAUGGAGAUCCAAAAACAUGGUUGACGAAGUUGAAUGUAUAGAGCAGAGCAAUGGGAGGAAUUCUUCCAGUCCAUGUCAAAUGUCUUUAACCACGGGAAGUAGAGGAAGUUCGAGAUGUGUGGAGCUGCCAACAACAAAUGCAGAGAAGUUGAAGCCAAGUGAAGUUGCACGUGGAGGAUCAAAGGGAAGUAUUCAAGGUGUAAUUGAGAAUCUUGCAGAGAAUCAAAUGGUGAACAAUGAUUGCAGUGCUGAUCUUAGGGCCGUUGGUUUUGAUGAAAGGGAAAGCGAUAGAAAUAGCAAUAAGAUUCUGAUGCUGAGUUUUGAGUUUGACAACAUUGAAUCUCGAAUUGGCAAGGUGGAAAGGCUGCUUACUAAGCUUAAAACAACAAAAUCUUGCCAAAAGGGUCAGUAAAGUUGCUCUAGCUGCCUAAGUUAGCUUGGUUUUUGCCCCCUUUUACCUGAUACAUGAACAAGGUGGUCGUGCCUGCUACAAGCUUUUGUGUAAUGCUUUGUUCCCUUUCUUUCUCUGUGAAUUUUAUUGCACUUGUUGUUUCAGUUGAUUUUUCUUUAAUUGUUGUGCUGUCUGGAAUUCAUCAAUACUGUUAAUUUUGUUACAUGUUGCUGAUAGAUGUUGGAACUAAAUUUUUUCCAGCCAUAUAUGUUUCAGCUGUUUGAUGAAAUGUCUGUGAAAAAUGACAAUCAUGGCUAAUAAGUUCCAUGUAAUGUGUCAUUCGAUUUUGUAACCAUUUGAAAUAUGCAUUCAUCUUCGAUUGGAUCUUUGUGGCGUUUUUAGAGUUACAAGAAAGAAAUUGAUUUGUAAAUU
Rubroshorea leprosula is the source of this 3313-nucleotide messenger RNA. The record is from the annotation of a GenBank genome assembly. NCBI's taxonomy places the organism in Eukaryota, Viridiplantae, Streptophyta, Magnoliopsida, Malvales, Dipterocarpaceae.